This is a messenger RNA of Diutina rugosa, 1788 nucleotides long. RefSeq names its product putative electron-transferring-flavoprotein dehydrogenase. Gene Ontology annotation, biological process: electron transport chain. Gene Ontology annotation, molecular function: FAD binding; electron-transferring-flavoprotein dehydrogenase activity; iron-sulfur cluster binding. The record is from RefSeq and is a predicted model, not a curated record. Bases 1 to 1788 code for a protein of 595 amino acids. Gene Ontology annotation, cellular component: mitochondrial inner membrane. The transcript has a single exon. Lineage: Eukaryota; Fungi; Ascomycota; Pichiomycetes; Serinales; Debaryomycetaceae.
AUGUUUAGAGUUGCGGCUCGAUCACUCUUACAAACCACACGACCUAUUUUUAGGGUGUCCUCUCGAAAUUUCGGCGCCACUACUGUUAGAUGGAAAGCAAUAUCACAAGAAGAUGCCGAAAUUCUCCACAGUCCUAGAGAAAGCGAUGACGUCGAUGUAUGCAUCGUUGGGGGUGGCCCAGCUGGACUUGCAACUGCCAUUAAAUUGAAACAACUUGAUCAUGAACAAGGAGAUGGUGAGUUAAGGGUUGUUGUGUUGGAGAAGGCCGCCGAUUUUGGCUCCCACAUUCUUUCGGGAGCUGUGCUUGAGCCGCGAGCACUCAAGGAACUCUUCCCUGACCUGGAUCAUGAAGGCAUACCUCUCCCAGAAGAAUUGGUAACAAAGGUAACUCGCGAUCUGAUGAAAUACCUUACUCAAGAAUAUGCAUUCCCAUUACCCGAACCUCCACAGAUGAAAAAUACCGGAAAGAACUACAUCGUCAGUUUGAAUGAGGUUGUCAAAUACCUUGCCGAGCAAGCAGAAGAAUUAGGUGUUGAAUUAUACCCCAGCAUUUCGGUGUCUGAGCUUAUCUACGACGAUUCUGAUGCCGUGAAGGGUGUUGCUACCCGAGACAUGGGCAUCAAUAAGGCGGGCUUGCCCAAAGAUCUGUUUGAACGAGGGAUGGAAUUCCACGCUAAGUUUAUCGUCCUCGCUGAGGGAUGCCAUGGUCUGUUGACGAAGCAAGUUAUGUCCAAGUAUGGCCUACGCGAUAACGUUGAUCCACAGACUUAUGGCAUUGGUCUCAAGGAAGUUUGGGAAGUUCUCCCCGAAAAUUUCGAAAAAGGCUUUGUUGGUCAUUCUAUGGGCUAUCCGUUGUCUGGCGAAUAUGGUGGUGGUUUUAUGUACCACUGGGGUGACAAUAUGGUUAGUGUGGGGCUUGUCGUUGGUUUAGACUACGCAAACCCGUAUUUGUCGCCGUAUCAGGAAUUCCAAAAGAUGAAAAAACAUCCAUUCUAUGCAAAUGUGUUAGAGGGAGGUACCUGCAUUUCUUAUGGUGCGAGAGCGUUAAACGAAGGUGGACUUCAAUCAGUUCCUAAGCUCUCAUUCCCCGGUGGUGUACUUGUUGGUUGCGGCGCUGGUUUUAUGAAUGUCCCAAAGAUCAAAGGAUCGCACACUGCAAUGAAAUCAGGCAUGUUGGCAGCAGAAAACAUCUACGAAAGUUUGGAUUGUGAAGGUCCUGUGACUCUCAAUACUUAUGACGCUGCCUACAAAAAUCUGUGGAUAUACGACGAGUUGCACGAGGUGAGAAAUGUUCGUCCCUCAUUCGCUAAUGGUAUCAUCCCUGGAUUGAUCCAAUCAGGCUUAUCGACGUUCAUUACCAAAGGAAGCGAGCCUUACACAUUGCAUCAUCACACUACAGAUGCGGCCGCUACUCAACCGGCGGCUAACUUUAAACCCAUCGAUUACCCUAAAGCUGAUGGAGAACUCACCUUUGACAUAUUAACAUCGGUAUCACGUACUGGUACCUAUCAUGAUGAUGAUGAACCGUGCCACUUGCGUAUUCCCAAUAUGGAUUAUGACAAGCAUUCGGAAAUUUCAUAUCCCAAGUUUAAGGGGAUUGAGCAACGCUUUUGUCCCGCUGGCGUGUACGAAUACGUAGAAGACGAGCUGAAGCCCGAUGGGGUGAGCUUCAAGAUCAACUCACAAAACUGCAUCCACUGCAAAACGUGUGACAUUAAAGUGCCGACGCAGGACAUCAAUUGGACUGUUCCCGAAGGUGGUGACGGACCAAAGUACGUGAUGACCUAA